CAGACCUACUUGGUGAUGGAAAGGAAUAGCUCUUCGGAAAUAAAGAGUAAGGAAUUGGUCUUACACGAUGAAGAGGGCACAGUAAUUCAUGCUCAGAUUCCAUCAAAUAUUGUACCCAAAUUUGUGGAUAGCUUUGUAGAAGGAAACGUCUAUGGUGUGAAGAAUUUUUAUGUUGUUUCAAAUUAUCAUACAUACAAAACUAGCAUGUACGAAUACAUGCUGCAAUUCAAUCACGAAACUAUUCUAAAAGAGUUGAGGUCAGACCAUUUUCCAUGGCACAUGUUUAGGCUAAGAUCAUUUCAGAGUUUGAAAGGAAAUCCAGAUUUAAAUGUCAAAGAGCUCAUAGAUAUUAUCGGACGUGUUGUUCAAGUGUAUGCACCCCAAGAAAAGACCAUUCAAGGGAAUAAAACUAGGCUUAUUGACUUUGUGUUAGAGGAUGCUCAGGGUAGUAAGAUUACCUGCACAUUUUGGGACCAGCAUGUCUCGAAAAUCGAACACUUAUAUCAAUCACCUUGCACCGAGCCUGUCGUUGUGUUGAUUCAAUUCUGUAGAAUCAAAAUUGGUGUAAGAGAUGCUGAGGUGAAAAUUUGCUCUUCAUAUGAUGUCACUCAAUGCAUAUUUGACCUGGAUUGCCCUGAAUUUACAAGCUUUAGAGAGAGUUUGAGAAGCAUUGAUCAUCAAACUCCCAUUCGAAACAUAGCUUCUUUGUCAUCCUUUAGUUACACAAACACAGUGGAUGAGUCUACCAGUCAAGCUAUGGAAUUACUGACCAUAAAUCAGAUUUAUGACAAUGAUGAGUGAGGAGAAUUCUGGGUAGCUGCUAUGAUAUCUGGUAUUGUCAAUCCCAUGGAUUGGUGGUAUAGCUCAUGUCAGAAAAAUGGCUGCAACAAAAAACUUAAGCUUUCUGAAGGGGUUAACAAAUGCUUCAAGUGUAUGCAGAUCUGGGAUGAGGGGAUUCCCCGUUAUAAAAUACAUUUGCGUGUGGUUGACAUUAAGGGUAAUGCUUCCAUUUUGCUUUGGGAUAGGGAAUGCCAAGAAUUGAUAGGAGUUCCAGCAAAUGAACUUUAUGCAAGGAAUAAGGCAAGUAACUGACUGCUAAUAUUAACUGAGCUGCUAUUUAUUUAUUUGACAUACUAAACCCAAUCUUUUUUUUUCUUUGAAAUGGUUUUGCAGAAAAAUAUGCCAGUGAAGGAGGUAAUGGAUUUGGUAGGGAGAACAAUGUUAUUUAAAAUAAAAGCCGGGAAGGAUGAGUUAGCCAACCGUGGCAAGGCCUUUCCAGUCCUAAGAAUUAAUACUGACCCAGAGUUUUUGAAAAUUCACUGCAAUGACCUAUUGAAACUGAUGGUUAAGGAAGGCAGCUAUGACUUUCCUAUAAGUCUUGGAGAUGAUGAUUUUCUUGAGGAUUUUAUGAGUGAUGAAGGUGAAAGCCCAAUAGCACUGUUGACACCUGCUACUGUUGGAGAUGCAGUUGAUGGAACGACUAAGAGAUGUUUGCUAGAUGAAUUCUCAUCAACUCAAUCUUCCAAGAAAGUGAAAGAGACUAAAGUAAAAUUAGAGAAAAUUGAUUGACUGACUGCUAUGUGUGGCAUGACCCAGCUAUUGGACAACAUAAGUGUUAAAUUCAGUUCGAAUGGAUGUCUUUUGAUACUUUGCAGUACACAUAUUUUAGUUAUGUGUACUGAUUUGAACUCGGUUGUUGUUUUGUAAUCUGUUUUUUCGUAGACUAUCUAUUUUAUUUCAGUUCUCAUAUCUGUGCAUGUAAUUAUUAUUUGUGGUGUGUUUUCACAGC
Ipomoea triloba (trilobed morning glory) is the source of this 1789-nucleotide messenger RNA. Its product is annotated as replication protein A 70 kDa DNA-binding subunit B-like. Bases 16 to 801 code for a protein of 261 amino acids. The record is from RefSeq and is a predicted model, not a curated record. The transcript is spliced from 8 exons. Lineage: Eukaryota; Viridiplantae; Streptophyta; Magnoliopsida; Solanales; Convolvulaceae.